AGAUAUUUUACUACUGUGACGCAUCUUAAAGCAUAAACGAUCUUUUCCGUGACGCAUGUUUCGCGCGAAACUCUGUUUAAGAAGCUAAAAACACGGAACAUCUUUGUCCAAAAGUCAAGUUAGAAAUGAGUAAAAAGGAUAACGGCGCGACACUCAUCCUUGCAUAUCUGAAUGAGAAGAACCGACCGUACAGUGCUCAGGAUGUGUUUUGCAAUUUACAAAAGCAGCAUGGAUUUGGCAAAACGGCAGUGGUCAAAGCCAUGGAGCUGCUGGCUCUAGAGGGCAAGAUGAAGGAGAAAACGUAUGGCAAGCAAAAGAUUUAUUUUGCUGAUCAGUCUCAGUUCAAAGAUGUGAAUGAUACAGACCUGAAGGCGAUGGACUCUCAGAUUUCACAGCUCAGUGCAGACGUGCAGUCCCUCACCCAGAGCUGCAGACAGCUGGACGCAGAGUCGAAGGAGCUCAGCAGCUCCCUGACAACAGAGGAGAUGAAGUCAGAGAUCCAGGAGCUGAAAGUGGAGUGUUCAGGGUACAGAGCGCGUAUGGAGAAGAUAAAGUCGGCCACAAAUCACAUCACACCCGAAGAGAAAGAGAAGGUUUACAAAGACCGUAGUGUUUACGUGAAAGAGUGGAAGAAGAGGAAGAGAUUGGCUUCAGACAUGAUGAAUGCGAUCCUGGAAGGGUACCCUAAGAGCAAAAAGCAGUUUCUGGAGGAAGUUGGAGUCGAGACUGAUGAGGACUGUAAGGUGGUUGUUCCAAGUACUUGAAAGAACAAGAACAUGCUUGUUUAUCAAUGUAAGCUCGUGUAGUGCUCAACCAAGAAUAUAAAUUAUACAUCCGAGCGGUCUGAGCCACAGCACAUUCUUUAUUUAUAGCCUUGCUCUUGAACAAAUAGUGCAACGUUAAUAAAAGCUUAUUUAUACAAACAUUGAUGUCAUUUGACAGAAACCAUACGUCACGUUGUUAGACUGAUGGAUGUUUGUCAUAGUUGGUUUAUGUUUUCCCUUUUUAAUUAAACCCAUAAAACCAAUCCUGAGCCUACGAUGAAAAUGUCAAGGAAUGAGUCAUUAUAGCUUUGAAAGCUGUAAACUCUUUGUUCACCAGUUCAAAUCCACAUUGUAUAAAGCAUGGACGGUUACUCACAACCUUCAGGGAUUAUGGCGGGUUGUUGUGUUUGUGAAUAAUGUUUUGUACCGUUUCUUCCAAGUUAUUAAAUGUUCAUGACGGUAAACCUUUGGACUAACAG
Messenger RNA from Cottoperca gobio, 1243 nucleotides. It is a transcript of the gene psmc3ip, whose product is annotated as PSMC3 interacting protein. Gene Ontology annotation, biological process: meiotic strand invasion involved in reciprocal meiotic recombination; meiotic joint molecule formation; homologous chromosome pairing at meiosis. Gene Ontology annotation, molecular function: double-stranded DNA binding; recombinase activator activity. The coding region runs from base 126 to 764 and encodes 212 amino acids. The record is from RefSeq and is a predicted model, not a curated record. Gene Ontology annotation, cellular component: condensed nuclear chromosome; DNA recombinase auxiliary factor complex. The transcript has 8 exons. NCBI's taxonomy places the organism in Eukaryota, Metazoa, Chordata, Actinopteri, Perciformes, Bovichtidae.